Molecule: messenger RNA, 1603 nt
Organism: Sarcophilus harrisii (Tasmanian devil)
Lineage: Eukaryota; Metazoa; Chordata; Mammalia; Dasyuromorphia; Dasyuridae
Gene: OXA1L
Product: OXA1L mitochondrial inner membrane protein
Exons: 10
Coding region: 1-1326 (441 amino acids)
Biological process (GO): protein insertion into mitochondrial inner membrane from matrix; mitochondrial respiratory chain complex IV assembly
Cellular component (GO): mitochondrial inner membrane
Molecular function (GO): membrane insertase activity
Source: RefSeq, a predicted model, not a curated record
AUGGCGGCGCGACGGAUGUGUGGGAACCCGGAGCUUCUGCGCCUGUUUCGGCCUCAGCGCCAGUUCCACAGCAUCUCCUUGCAUUCACACCGGCUUCAUGGACCACACUGGAAACAACCGUCUGGCCCGCGCCUCUUCCCAGCCAAACAAAGGUGGAAAGGGUCUGCCUUUGUCUGCAAGCUCGGCCCCGGCCCAAGGUGCCUCAGUACCUCCACCGCCCUGCUCGCCGAAAGCCAGGUGCAGACCUCUCCCAUUCUCCCUGCAACUCCUUCCCCAACAUCAGUGACAGAGGUGGUUCCAGCUGGAGCUGCUGAUGUAGUCCAGGCUGCCACAGAGCAGAGCCUCAGUGACCUGGGACUAGGAGGCUACACUCCCGUGGGGCUGGUGCAGAACUUUCUGGAGUUUGUCCAUGUUGACCUGGGCUUGCCAUGGUGGGGAGCCAUUGUUACAUGCACUGUUGUAGCAAGAUGCCUCAUUUUCCCCCUCAUUGUGAGAGGCCAACGGGAGACGAUAAAGCUCAAUAACCACUUGCCAAAAAUGCAGAAACUUUCCACUCGGAUGAACGAGGCCAAGUUGUCGGGGGACAGAAUGGAGUUUUUCAGGGUCGCUUCAGAACUGCAACUCUAUCAGAAGAAACACAAUAUAAACCCUCUGAAAGGAUUCAUUGUUCCUCUAGCUCAGGCUCCUGUCUUCCUCUCCUUCUUUAUUGGUCUGAGAGAGAUGUCCUCUCUCCCUGUGCCCAGUAUGCAGAAUGGUGGGCUCUUGUGGUUCCAGGAUCUCACGGUAGCAGACCCUACCUAUGCACUGCCCUUGAUAGUCACAGCAUCGAUGUGGGCAAUCCUGGAGCUGGGAGCUGAAACUGGUGUCAACAAUGCCAGCCUGCGCAUGAUGAAAAACUUCUUCCGAGUUCUGCCCCUCGUGGUCUUACCCUUCACCAUCAAUUUCCCCACGGCAGUGUUCACGUACUGGUUCUCCUCCAACCUCUUCUCACUGGUCCAGGUGGCCUUCCUUCAGAUCCCAGCCGUGCGUAUCUGGCUGCGCAUCCCAAAGCGGAUCCCCCCUGAGCCAGGCCAGGUGUUUUUGCAGGACGGCUUCAUUAAGACCAUCAAAAAAAGCUGGAAAAAUGCCCAGGCAAUACACCAAUUAAAGGAGCGGGAGCGCCGAAUGCGGGACCAGCUGCAGCUGGCAGCUCGAGGCCCCUUACGACAGACCUUUGCCCACAACCCCCUGCUACAGCCUGAGGGAAAACAGCCUCCUACCAACACCACCACCACCAGCAGCAGCAAACCAAAGACACAGAAGCCCUGGAGGGAUACUCUUGGAUGACUGGUGUAGUACUUAUCAUCAGAGUGCCAGAGAACAGUGACUGACUACCAAGAGCCUCAGAAUUCCUGAGAGCAAGAUCUGGACAAUGACUCCCUACCCUGAUCCUAGAAGCAGUGGGAAUGAGAAUUCUUUCUCACAAGUAUUUAAUGCCACAGACUCUUAAUAGACCAACAUACAAAGGUGGGUAUGGGAAGGCUUUCAGUGGUAUAUGCAUAGUGAGCAUCUGAGCCAUUUUCUCUUCUCUGGGAAGGUAAUAAACUUCUAUAUUCAUAUACUA